This is a messenger RNA of Pelmatolapia mariae (spotted tilapia), 1820 nucleotides long. Its product is annotated as tripartite motif-containing protein 16-like. The transcript has a single exon. NCBI's taxonomy places the organism in Eukaryota, Metazoa, Chordata, Actinopteri, Cichliformes, Cichlidae. The record is from RefSeq and is a predicted model, not a curated record. Bases 16 to 1689 code for a protein of 557 amino acids. Gene Ontology annotation, molecular function: protein binding; zinc ion binding.
ACACUGAGAGGAGAAAUGGCACAGAAAGGAGUUCAGCUGGAUCGAGAAACCUUCUCUUGCUCCAUCUGUUUGGAUCUACUGAAGGAUCCGGUGACUACAGCCUGUGGUCACAGCUACUGCAUGAACUGUAUUAAAGGUUUCUGGGAUGAAGAGGACAGGAAGGGAAUCCACAGGUGCCCUCAGUGCAGGAAGACUUUCACACCGAGGCCUGUCCUGGAGAAAAACACCAUGUUAGCAGCUUUAGUGGAGCAGCUGAAGAAGACUGGACUCCAAGCUGCUCCAGCUGAUCACUGCUAUGCUGGACCUGAAGAUGUGGCCUGUGAUUUCUGCACUGGGAGGAAGCUGAAAGCCAUCAAGUCCUGUUUAUUCUGUCUUGCCUCUUACUGUGAGAAACACCUCCAACCUCACUAUGAUGCAGCUCCAUUUAAGAAACACAAGCUGGUGGCCCCCUCCAAGAAGCUCCAGGAGAACAUCUGCUCUCGUCAUGAUGAGGUGAUGAAGAUUUUCUGUCGUACUGAUCAGCAGAGUAUCUGUUAUCUCUGCUUGAUGGAUGAACAUAAAGGCCAUGAAACAGUCCCAGCUGCAGCAGAAAGGACUGAGAAGCAGAAGGAGCUCGAGGUGAGACGACUAAACAUCCAGCAGAGAAUCCAGGAGCGAGAGAAAGAUGUGAAGCUGCUUCAACAGGAGGUGGAGGCCAUCAAUGGCUCUGCUGAUAAAGCAGUGGAGGACAGUGAGAAGAUGUUCACUGAGCUGAUCCGUCUCAUCCAGAAAAGAAGCUCUGAUGUGAAGCAGCAGGUCAGAUCCCAGCAGGAAACUGAAGUGAGUCGAGUCAAAGAGCUUCAGGAGAAGCUGGAGCAGGAGAUCGCUGAGCUGAAGAGGAAAGACGGCGAGCUGGAGCAGCUCUCACACACAGAGGAUCACAACCAGUUUCUACACAACUACCCCUCACUGUCAGCACUCAGUGAGUCUACACACUCAUCCAGCAUCAAUAUUCGUCCUCUGAGGUACUUUGAGGAUGUGACAGCAGCUGUGUCAGAGACCAGAGAUAAACUACAGGACAUUCUGAGAGAGGAAUGGACAAACAUCUCACUGACAGUCACUGAAGUGGAUGUUUUACUGUCACCAACAGAGCCAAAGACCAGAGCUGGAUUCUUAAAAUAUUCACAUGAAAUCACACUGGAUCCAAACACAGCAAACACACAUCUGUUAUUAUCUGAGAGCAAUAGAAAAGUAACUGUAAUGAAGCAAAACCAAUCUUAUUCUGAUCAUCCAGACAGAUUCACUCACUAUUCUCAGGUCCUGAGUAGAGAGAGUCUGACUGGACGUUGUUACUGGGAGGUGGAGUGGAGAGGUGGAGCAGUUCGUGUAGCAGUCGCAUACAAGAAUGUCAGCAGAACAGGGAGGGGUGGUGAAUGUAUAUUUGGAAACAAUGACAGAUCUUGGGCAUUACUUUGUGACACAAACAGUUACAAAUUUCGACACAACAAAGUCCAAACUGUCCUCUCAGGUCCUCAGUCCUCCAGAGUAGGAGUGUACCUGGAUCACAGAGCAGGUAUUCUGUCUUUCUACAGCGUCUCUGAAACCAUGACUCUCCUCCACAGAGUCCAGACCACAUUCACUCAGCCGCUCUAUGCUGGACUUUAUAUUUGGGGAAAUGGAGACACUGCAGAGUUGAUUAAAGUCAAAUAGAGAAGACAGGUUCAUGUUGAUCCCUGACCAUUAUAUGUACUUGUGUAGUUUCUAAAUGAGGCUUUACAUUUUAGAAGCUGAGAAGUUCAGUGGUCCAUUGAUGUGUGAAAAUAAUAUUGCACUGAUUCAAA